Messenger RNA from Zalophus californianus (California sea lion), 991 nucleotides. Its product is annotated as basic proline-rich protein-like. NCBI's taxonomy places the organism in Eukaryota, Metazoa, Chordata, Mammalia, Carnivora, Otariidae. The record is from RefSeq and is a predicted model, not a curated record. The transcript is spliced from 2 exons. The coding region runs from base 35 to 991 and encodes 318 amino acids.
CCAGUACGUGAGGCUUUAACUAUUGUCCAACCAGAUGAGAGGGGCAAGGGGUGGGGUGGGAACCGGGAGAAGGAACUCUCCAGAAUCCCUCAACAGUCGCUGGGUGACCCUCACCUUGACUUCGGGCGGUUUGUGGAGACCAACUCCUUUCUUGCCGCCGCUCUUUAGUCUGUUUCCAGGGGCUACAUACAACACCCAUCGGGGCCCUCCAUCAACGGUCUGGCUCGAGCAGGGCAGGGGGGCUGUCUCCUGGCUUACAUCGGGGGCAAAGGCGGAGGGCCCGCAGGGUUCCGGACCGGCUCCCGGAGACCUGAGUCCACCGCGUCUCCACGCUGGCCCCUUCGUCCCGGCAGGAGGCCGCCGGUCUCGGGCUCCUAGCCAGCGGCCAGCCGGGGCGCCGCCGCACACCGGCGCGGCCUCACCUGCGGCUUCCCGGGAAGCCGGGUGCCGCCCUCCUCCGCCCCCGCCCCCGCCAGCCCUCGAAGUCGAGAUCCCGGGACCCACACAGCAAUGGCGCAGCCGGAAACUGGCCCCUCGACUUCCUCAGGCCCACUCCGGGCUGGGGCCGGCCUGUGGGCGGGACGGGAAAGCCGCGGCUUCCGCCUUCCUGCUUCCGGCCUGGAGUGGGCUGGUGGCGGUCCCUGGGGUGGGUUUGCCCGCGUGCCCAGAGGAGGCGGCCACGUCGCCGGGCGGGCCGAGCUGUGGCGGGAUCAAGCCUGGAUUCCCGGGAACCGCCCGCCGAGGCCGAGGGGCGCCUGAACGCGGCCCCCUGGGCUGGGCGGCCAGAUGGGAUAGGAAAGCAGGAAUGAGCAAGGGCGAAAACAGGGAUGGACGGGACGUGCUGAUGGCGGUGAAGUACCAUUCGCUGCAGCUUCAGGAGCCGCGCAGGUCUGGUUUGGAGAUCAAGCCCGGUCGACCCGUUACGGAAAGAGGAAGGGUAAUACGGAUUCCUCCAAGUGUGGAGACACGUGCCCUUUGGGUCCGAAAUUGA